Messenger RNA from Physella acuta, 1716 nucleotides. RefSeq names its product tubulin alpha chain, testis-specific. The record is from RefSeq and is a predicted model, not a curated record. NCBI's taxonomy places the organism in Eukaryota, Metazoa, Mollusca, Gastropoda, Physidae. Gene Ontology annotation, cellular component: microtubule. Gene Ontology annotation, molecular function: GTP binding; structural constituent of cytoskeleton. Gene Ontology annotation, biological process: microtubule-based process.
CUGAGCACAGCUCUUCAAGUUUUUAAGUUUCCAGAAUUAUUCCAGGAUUCCUGCUAACAGUCUGACAUACACGCCAACUCACAUCAAGCGCCUUCGGCUUGCGUGAGGGAUUUGUGUUGGAUUUUUCUUAGCGUCUAUAUUAGAUUCUUCUCUUCUUCAAUCAUGAGGGAAUGUAUCUCGAUCCACGUGGGUCAGGCAGGUGUGCAGAUCGGCAACGCCUGCUGGGAGCUGUACUGUCUGGAACAUGGCAUCCACCCCGACGGAGUCAUGCCGUCUGAUAAAUCAGUGGGAGGGGGAGAUGACUCUUUCAAUACUUUUUUCAGCGAGACAGGGGGAGGCAAGCAUGUGCCGAGGGCCGUGUUUGUUGAUCUGGAGCCAACUGUUGUGGAUGAGGUGCGACAAGGCAUGUAUAGACGCCUGUUCCACCCCGAGCAACUCAUCACCGGCAAGGAGGACGCAGCCAACAACUAUGCUCGCGGUCACUACACCAUUGGCAAGGAAAUCGUCGACCUCGUCUUGGAUAGAAUCCGAAAACUGUCUGACCAAUGUACGGGUCUCCAAGGGUUCUUGAUUUUCCACUCUUUUGGGGGAGGAACUGGGUCAGGAUUUACCUCCCUUCUCAUGGAGCGUCUCUCUGUGGACUACGGCAAGAAGUCUAAGCUUGAGUUCUCCAUCUACCCAGCACCCCAGGUAUCCACUGCAGUAGUGGAGCCCUACAACUCCAUCUUGACCACCCACACGACCUUGGAACACUCGGACUGUGCCUUCAUGGUGGACAACGAGGCCAUCUACGACAUCUGCCGCAGAAAUCUGGACAUUGAACGCCCCAGCUACACUAACCUGAACCGUUUGAUUGGCCAGGUUGUCUCUUCAAUCACAGCCUCGCUCCGGUUUGACGGCGCCCUCAACGUGGAUUUGACGGAGUUCCAGACUAAUCUUGUGCCCUACCCCCGUAUCCACUUCCCUCUAGUCACCUACGCCCCUGUCAUCUCGGCGGAAAAAGCCUACCAUGAGCAGUUGUCUGUGGCUGAGAUCACCAACGCCUGCUUCGAGCCGUGCAACCAGAUGGUCAAGUGUGACCCACGUCACGGCAAGUACAUGGCCUGCUGUCUGCUGUUUAGAGGGGACGUCGUGCCUAAAGACGUCAAUGCCGCCAUUGCGACUAUCAAGACGAAGCGCACCAUCCAGUUUGUUGACUGGUGCCCCACAGGCUUCAAGGUUGGCAUCAACUACCAACCACCCACUGUGGUACCUGGAGGUGACCUGGCCAAGGUCCAGCGUGCCGUCUGCAUGUUGAGCAACACCACGGCCAUAGCUGAGGCCUGGGCUCGACUGGACCACAAGUUUGACCUGAUGUACGCCAAAAGAGCAUUUGUCCACUGGUAUGUUGGCGAAGGCAUGGAGGAAGGCGAAUUCUCCGAGGCCCGUGAAGACUUGGCUGCCCUAGAAAAAGACUACGAGGAAGUUGGGGUAGACUCAACGGAAGUGGAACCCGCAGAAGGAGAGGAAGAAUACUGAGUCACGGGACAAGGUCAACAACUGUAAAAAAAAAACACCCCAACUAUUUCUGGAUAGCUGCUGUUAAUUAGCUUCAUAAAAAUUAUAUCAUUUUUAUCGUUUUAAAUGCAAAAAAUAAGUUUAUAUCAGAACUAACACAUAUUUAACACAAAUAAUUGAAUACAUGAUAUAUUAAAUAAAACAAGCUUUGAAAUUGUA